This is a messenger RNA of Sciurus carolinensis (gray squirrel), 5218 nucleotides long. RefSeq names its product transforming growth factor beta receptor associated protein 1 (gene Tgfbrap1). The record is from RefSeq and is a predicted model, not a curated record. Gene Ontology annotation, biological process: autophagy; endosomal vesicle fusion; vesicle-mediated transport. The coding region runs from base 135 to 2717 and encodes 860 amino acids. The transcript has 12 exons. Gene Ontology annotation, cellular component: cytoplasm; membrane. Lineage: Eukaryota; Metazoa; Chordata; Mammalia; Rodentia; Sciuridae.
CGCCUUUCAGCCCAGUAGGGCGUCCGCCUGCCAGUCGGCUCCUGGGCCCAUGCUGCCGGGCGGCGGCGGGGUGCAGCGACUCCCGGGAACCCUCCGUCCGUCCAUCCACCCGGCCAGCAGACCCAGCGGUAGACAUGAUGAACAUCAAGGCCUUCACCUUGGUCUCUGCGGUGGAGCGGGAGCUGCUGAUGGGUGACAAAGAGCGCAUCAAGGUCGAAUGCGUGGAGUGCAGCGGCCGGAACCUCUACGUGGGCACCAACGACUGCUUCAUUCACCACUUCCUGCUAGAGGAGAAGACUUUGCCCUCAGGGACGGCGGCCUUCACGGCCACCAAGCAGCUGCACAGACACCUGGGCUUCAAGAAGCCCGUGAACGAGCUGCGGGCGGCUUCGGCCCUCAACAGGCUGCUGGUACUGUGCGACAACUCCAUCACCCUGGUCAACAUGCUGAGCCUGGAGCCCGUGCCCUCGGGCGCCCGCAUCAAGGGGGCCACAGCACUGGCUCUGAACGAGAACCCUGUGAGCGGGGACCCGUUCUGCGUGGAAGUGUGCAUCAUCUCUGUCAAACGCAGGACCAUCCAGCUGUUUCUUGUGUACGAGGACCGAGUCCAGAUCGUGAAGGAGGUGUCCACCCCGGAGCAGCCCCUGGCCGUGGCUGUCGACGGCCACUUCUUGUGCCUGGCUCUGACCACACAGUACAUCAUCCUGAACUAUAGCACUGGCCUGUCGCAGGACCUGUUCCCCUACUGCAGUGAGGAGAAGCGGCCCAUCGUUAAGAGGAUAGGCAGACAGGAGUUCCUGCUGGCUGGCCCCGGAGGCCUAGGCAUGUUCGCCACCGUGGCAGGGAUAUCCCAGCGUGCCCCCGUGCACUGGGCGGAGAACGUCAUCGGGGCAGCCGUUUGCUUCCCGUACGUCAUAGCGCUCGAUGACGAGUUCAUCACAGUCCACAGCAUGUUGGAUCAACAGCAGAAACAGACGCUGCCCUUUAAGGAAGGCCACAUCCUACAGGACUUCGAAGGAAGAGUGAUCGUUGCCACAAGUAAAGGAGUCUACAUCUUGGUUCCAUUACCUCUGGAAAAACAAAUACAGGAUCUACUAGCAAGCCGAAGAGUGGAGGAGGCUUUGGUUUUAGCCAAAGGAGCCCGGAGGAACAUUCCCAAAGAAAAAUUUCAGGUCAUGUACAGAAGGAUUCUGCAGCAGGCGGGCUUCAUCCAGUUUGCACAACUCCAGUUCCUGGAAGCUAAAGAGCUCUUCAGAAGCGGCCAGCUUGACGUCCGGGAGCUGAUCUCUCUCUACCCCUUCCUGUUGCCCACCUCCUCUUCAUUCACUCGGUCCCACCCUCCUCUUCAUGAGUACGCAGACCUGAACCAGCUGACCCAGGGGGACCAGGAGAAGAUGGCCAAGUGCAAACGCUUCCUCAUGAGCUACCUGAACGAAGUCCGCAGCACAGAGGUGGCCAACGGCUACAAGGAGGACAUCGACACGGCUUUGCUCAAGCUGUAUGCGGAGGCUGACCACGACAGCCUGCUGGACCUCCUGGUCACCGAGAACUUCUGUCUCCUGACGGACAGCGCUGCCUGGCUGGAGAAGCACAAAAAGUAUUUUGCACUUGGACUUCUCUAUCAUUACAACCACCAAGAUGCUACAGCAGUCCAGCUGUGGGUGAACAUCGUGAACGGGGACAUCCAGGACUCGACACGCUCGGACCUGUACGAGUACAUCGUUGACUUUCUCACCUACUGCCCCGACCGAGAGCUGGUGUGGACCUACGCCGACUGGGUCUUGCAGAGAAGCGAGGAGGUUGGAGUUCAAGUUUUCACCAAGAGACCUUGGGAUGAACAGCAGAAGAACAGUUUUAAUCCAGAUGAUAUUAUCGAUUGCCUUAAAAAAUACCCUAAAGCCCUCGUUAAAUAUCUGGAACAUCUUGUUAUUGACAGGAGACUGCAGAAAGAAGAGUACCACACCCACCUGGCAGUCCUCUACCUGGAGGAGGUGCUGCAGCAGAAGGCGGCCACCGACAGCCAGGGCUUGGAGCCCACAGAGACACAGACCAAGCUUCGGCACCUGCUCCAGAAGUCCGACUUGUAUCGAGUCCACUUCGUGAUAGAGCGGAUCCAGGGCGCCGGCCUGCCCGUGGAGAGGGCCAUCCUCCACGGGAAGCUGGGCGAGCACGGCAAAGCCCUGCACAUCCUCGUGCACGAACUGGGGGACUUCUCGGCGGCCGAGGACUACUGCCUGUGGAGCUCCGAGGGCCAGGACGCGCCCUGCCGCCGGCACCUCUUCCACACGCUGCUCGCCAUGUACCUCCGCGCCGGCCCCUCUGCCCAGGAGCUGACCGUGGCGGCCGUGGACCUGCUGAACCGCCACGCCACGGAGUUCGACGCCACGCAGGUGUUGCAGCUGCUGCCCGGCUCCUGGUCGGUGCAGCUGCUCUGCCCGUUCCUGACCGGGGCCAUGAGGGACAGCGUCCACGCCAGGAGGACCGCGCAGGUGGCUCUCGGCCUGGCCAGGUCGGAAAACUUGAUCUACACGUACAAUAAGAUGAAGUUGAAAGGAAGUGCAAUCUGGCUCUCAGACCAGAAGCUUUGCCAGCUGUGCCAGAAUCCCUUUGGCGAGCCUGUGUUUGUCAGAUACCCAAAUGGAGGGCUCGUGCACACCCACUGUGCCACCAACAGACACACGACUCCCAGCUCACCCAGUCCUGGCACCCGGACUUGAAAAAUUGGGCUCAAGCACGCAAGGGGGACUCCGAGUUCUUUUCUAAGCCUGCUGGACAUAAAGAGCAGAUAGCUGCCGUGCUUCAGGCCAGCAGGAUGAAGGGGAGGCACCCGGGUGCUGGGGACACGUCGGUCCCUGUGAAACAGGGACACCUCACUGCUGAUCGCUCUUGGUAUGAAUGUAAAUGGAAAUCCCUGAGAAUCCCGAAAGUAGACCAGAGUUCACCUGUCCAGAUACACAGUCACCCAGAACGAAGAUCUCCUUUGAAAGAAAAGGGAGUCUUCCCCGGGCGGUCGAGACGGGUGAGAGAGCCCUCCUGAGACACAGGCGGGCGCUGGAAAGGUGUUGCGUGGUCUUCAGGCAAAGCCCUCUCCUGCCUGCACAUGCUCAGGGCACGGAGCCCUGAGGUAGGCACCUCGCUGUCCUCCACGGGAGCAUUGUCCAUCCACGCAGGCUCUGCCUUUGCCCCUCCAAAUGGCCAACCUUGUUUCAUCAUCCCAUCCAGCUCCCAACCCCCAAAAGGUUCUGUUCUGUUUACUCUCAACAGUCACUUUGGGUAAACUCCUGUGCUUCAGACUGCCUAGCAAAGGGAGAUCUUUUUAGAAAUUGAUAAAGAUCCAAGAGAGAAGCUGUUUUGCCCAUUCUGAAGUGGGCAGGGGAAGCCCUAGGUGUUGGGGACCCAAAGACAGGUUCCUUUGCAGACGCAUCACCUGCUGAUUGGAAACCCCCUGAUGGACAGGUUCCACUGAACGUUUUUAUUUGAAUUCAUAGCAUCUUUGCAGUUUCUCUCUCACUGAGAAAUUCAUCCGUCAUGUUCAUUAGGGCUAUUUUUUUUUUCUUAUGAAAGCAUACCUCCUACUGAAAACUUGAGAAAUGAAAAGGGAAACGUGAGGAACUAAACCUAGCGUGCUUUUCAAGAGACAGGCUGGUCUUCACAGCGCACCCUCAGCAGGGCAGCCCGUGGGCACAACAGCUUCUGCCCUGGAGGGAGGCGCCCUUGCUCCCGACAGGUGCUUCUGAAGAUCUUCCAAGGGGUCCAGCCAGGCUAUCUUACCUGCCAGCACUUUCCAUGCCUGCCCUGAGACUUCCUGGACCUGCAGAAGGAAGGUCUCUCAUCCAGAGCCGUCUGGGGAUUCGUUUUGUGCUUUGGCUGUCACCUCUUCACUGCCUCUUUCGCAUUUCGUCCGAGGGCUGACCUCUGCUGGGAAGAACUUCCACGAAGAUGACAUACCCCCAUCCGUGAUGUUUGGGAAACAGGGCUCCGCUGGUGCCUGCGACAGGAGGACCGUGGAACACACCCUUUCUUCAUUAGCCUGGGCCUUCCCGAGGCGAAUAAAGAGCUUACUCUCCGUUCUCUAAAAAAUGUUUGUUGUGCUAAUAAUGAUCACGGUAUUUUUUUUUUUUUUUUUUUUUCCUUUUGGGAUUCUGCGUGAGCCAGGAAGCAAAAGCAUCCGUGUGUUGUUUGGGGAACUGACAUCUUUUUUUCCUAACCAUGUUUCAAUUAUCUAAAGAAUAAACAUUGGAGAAAUUCUCCUGUGGCUCGAGUGUGUGCUGUGUAAAGUGGUCUGACUUCCAAGGUCACGCCAGGUCAUGAGCAUCAGCUCCUGGAUGACUGCCAAGGAACUCAUCACCUUGUCGCGUGGGUUAUGGCUACCACCUGUGAGUUGGGGUUUGCAUUCCCCCAAGAGCAAGCUACCUGUACAUGCAGCAUUAUACUUUAAAAAACACUGUUUUCUCUGUACACAAAAUGGGUACCAUCUUGGAAAAGGCUUGGGAUGGCUCACUCCUAACUUGGGGACACUAGUCUCUCUUUUUCUCCCCCUCUGAAGCUUGAUUGAUAUUUUGAAAUGCCUGCCCUUCUUUCCAAGAAUAAGAGCUACACUGGGCAGUUUCCCAUCUCUACUGAAUCCUUUAACAGGAGCGGAAUAACAUGACAACAUGCGGAAUCGUCUUGUAUAUUAAGAACUGUGUUCUCUAACCCUCCUCACACUCUCCCCAGGUCCUUUUCUUAAAUCCUAUUUUUAAGACAAAUACAUGGUUCUUUCUAACAGGCCUGCUGUUUUGUGACUGCCAUUGAAUAGAGCAAUUAGAACUGUCACUCAGACCUUUUCCCUGUCAUUAGGUGCAGCGUAACCAUUCUAGUUAAAACAGCAUGAACAGAACUCAAUUUGCAUUAAUAUUCUGUGGGCAGUACUGUUUAAGUCUAUGGACUGUUUAUCUGCCAUUGCCUAUCAAGUAUUAAUGUAGGAGUGUCAUGUCAGCUGUGGGGCACUGGGCCUGAGCUCCGAGGUGGGAAGUUUGGUGAGCACAUGGAGGUGUCUGUGGGGUUAUGUUGUCACACAGAUGUCUCUUGCACAGCUGGGGGUAGCCCUUGCUUUUUGCUUGCUGUCCCAUGGAACCCUUUGUCCUUGCAACUUUAUCCUUCUCCCCUGACUGGGUCCCAGAUACACAUGAUGUACAAAUGUAAACAUGUUGAUUUUAUUAAAAUUCUUUUAAUUCAU